Messenger RNA from Cyprinus carpio (common carp), 10262 nucleotides. RefSeq names its product microtubule-associated protein 1A-like. Gene Ontology annotation, cellular component: neuronal cell body; cytosol; dendrite. Gene Ontology annotation, molecular function: actin binding; microtubule binding. Gene Ontology annotation, biological process: regulation of microtubule depolymerization; dendrite development; microtubule cytoskeleton organization. The record is from RefSeq and is a predicted model, not a curated record. NCBI's taxonomy places the organism in Eukaryota, Metazoa, Chordata, Actinopteri, Cypriniformes, Cyprinidae.
GUGGAGGAGGACGAGGACCGCGAGCAGUCAGGCUCCGAAGAGCGGCUGCAGCAUCUCGGCCAGCUCCGCCGCCGUGGUCCGACCUCCCGCCAGGGAAACUUUUACAUGCUCAUCGUGAUCGGAGAGAUCGCGACGGAGCACCAGCUGCACACCGCCAGACAGCACAUAGAGCGCGGCAUCCGUUCCUGGGACAUCGAUGUGUCAGAAUGUGACCUGGACCACCAACUACAGCUUUUCAUAACCAGACAUUCCGCCCAGUUCUCAGCCGAGGUCAGAGGUCAAAGGACUCUGCACCACAAAAGUGAUGUUCUUGAAACGGUUGUAUUGGUGAACCCAUCAGAAGAUACCGUUAUCUCUGAGAUCCAUUAUCUUGUAUCUGACCCAGCUGUGCACAAGCUACUGGUCCUGAGUGGGCAGAGUUCUGACCAAGGUGACCUGGUUCUCCAGUCUGGAGUGUUCAGUCAUCAAACCUUCUCACGUGUGGUUGCUGAUCCUGAGGUCAGUAAUUUGCUGGUUAAAGCCAGCUCUGGACAGUGGGCAUCACUGACUGUGUCUUGCCGUGGUGAGGCAGGCUGGAGCUCUCUGGGGCAACAGCAACGCAUUAGGGAGUUGCUGAAUUAUAGGCUGAAUCCAGAGCCCAUACUCCCUAAGAUGGAGGGGGUUACUGAGUUUACCGAAUACAUAUCUGAGACUGUGGAUGUACCAUCCCCAUUUGACCUUCUUGAGCCUCCAACCUCUGGAGGAUUCCUAAAGCUGUCAAAGCCUCUCUGCUGCUACAUCUUUCCUGGUGGACGAGGAGAUUCUGCGCUUUUUGCUGUCAAUGGUUUUAACAUUCUGAUUGAUGGUGGCUCUGAAAGAAGGUCAUGCUUUGGAAGCUUGUCAGAACAUUUAGAUCGUAUUGAUUCUAUCCUUCUUACCCAUAUUGGCGCUGAUAAUCUCCCUGGAAUCAAUGGACUCUUUCAAAGAAGGUUGCAGAAACAGGAGGAAGAACACUCUCAAGGCUCAACCACCUACAGUGAUUGGAUGAAGAACCUGAUAUCGCCCGAGCUCGGAGUUGUGUUCUUCAAUGUACCUGAGAAGCUUCGUGCAUCAGAAUCGAAUUUGAAAGUAAAGCGAAGCAUUGAGGAAGCCUCUCUUACAUUGCAAUACCUCAGCAAGCUAGGAAUUAAGCCUGAGCCUCUUUUUCGAGUGGUUAGUAAUACCAUCGAGCCCAUCACUCUUUUUCAUAAGAUGGGUGUGGGCAGGUUAGACAUGUUUGUCCUGAACCCUGUGAAGGACAGUAAGGAAAUGCAGUUCCUCAUGCAGAAGUGGGCAGGUAACAGCAAGGCCAAGACAGGGAUAGUGCUUGCAAAUGGAAAAGAGGGAGAAAUAUCUGUCCCAUAUUUGACAUCUAUUACUGCACUCGUUGUAUGGCUCCCUGCCAACCAUACAGAAAAAAUCAUCAGAGUUUUGUUCCCUGGAAAUGCACCGCAGAACAAAAUCCUUGAAGGGCUUGAAAAUUUGAAGCACCUUGAUUUCUUGCGGUAUCCGGUAGCCACCCAAAAAGACAUUAAUUCUGGCAUUUCACCUUCAGCUGUAAAACAAACAAAGCUAAAGCAAAGAACUGACAGCAAAGAAAGCCUCAAAUCAUCUCCCAAGACUCAAGCACCAGCUAAGCCUUUAAAGAAAGAAACCGACGAGCAUGAGGAUGUAUCCGUUGUCGAAAUGAAGAGUGACUCUGUCAACGAGAACAAAAUGGAGAAAAAAGAAGCAAAGAAGCACACCAAGCCAUUGAAACCAAAAACAGAAGUGACAGAAAAGAAAAAAUUAUUGAAGGAGAAAUCACUGAAAAAACACCCCAAGGAAAGGGUGUCCAAAAUGGAUGAAAAGAAAGACAAAGAAAAGAGGGAAGUUAAGAAAGAAAAACGUGAAAUUAAAAAAGAUGAUUCUGUGAAAAAAGAUGAGAAAAAGUUUAAAACCAAGGACACUUCAAAACCUGAACUGAGAAAAAUAACUAAACCUGACCUGAAACCUUUUACACCAGAGGUGAGGAAGACCCUCCACAAGGCCAAAACCCAAGGGAAACCCAAAAAAAUAAAGAGCAAACCUACAACUGCCAAGUUAGAGAGUGCAGAGAUGUGGCAGAACCAGUGGGCUGAGAAGAUUGAACCUGAGGAACCAGAGAAUGGGACAGGAAAAUUAAUAUCUGCUCCAUCUAUUCCAGAAGAUUUAACAAAAGACUUUGAUGAAAUGAGACCCACUGAAACGACAGAUCAUUCUGAAGCCCCUAAAAGUGCCCUUACUGUCUCUGGAUUGCCAGCUGAAAGAGAUGAUGAUGUAGCAGAGGAGCAAGAACAAGAUCAUGUUACAGAAACCGAUAUCGUGGAACAAAAAGCUACAGAGAAAGAAGCAGCGCCAUCAGCAGAAAUCCAAGAAGUGCCAUCAGCAGAAGUGAAAGAACAACAGGAUGAGCCCCAAACAUCAGAACUAGAGAAAUUUGAGGAUGAGGGUGCUGCAAUUGAAGAUGAAGAUGAGGAGGAGGUUGAGACAAAGCCUGUUAGAAAGAAGACAGAGGAGGAAGAGGAGGAGGAAGACAUGGGAAUAGGAGAUGAAGAAGACGAAGGGCAAUAAAGGAAACCAAACUUAGAGGAAGUGGACAGAAAACAUGAAGUUGAGGAAAUGGAGAAGCAAAAACAAGUGGAGGAAAGAAAGACUGAAGCUGAAGAGGAGCAGUUUGAAGAAGAGGAUGUGAUUGAAAAAGCUGAGCUAGAGGAGGCAGAGGAUUUGGAUGCCAUUGCAGAUGAAGAAAUAAAAGAUAUCUCUGCUGAGAAAGUCAAGGAAGAAGAGAAUGCAUACUUGUCAAAUGUUGGAGGUGUUACAGCUGGCAUUACCUCUACAGCCCAAGGAGCUGCAGCAGCAGAAAACUUGUCAUAUAUUCAGGAUGAAAAUCCCGGUUACUCUGAGACUGAACAGACCAUCUCAGAUUAGGAGAUCCAUGAAGAAGCAGAGGACAGGAUACCACACCUUCAAUAUGAGGUUGGUAGCUAUGAUGUCUCGGUCCCAGACCAACCAGGCUCCUUUGAUGCCAUCCAUGGAAUGAGAGAAAUGCAAGCCGCUGUAAUGGGCAAUGGAACAGGCAAAGUAUUGAUUGGGCAACAGGAGCCACCUAUUUCCAUCUACACCAGUAUACUUGCAGCGCCAUUAGCUGAAGAGGAACAUGUUUCUUCAGCAACGUCUAUAACGGAGUAUGACAAACUGUCUUCUUUACCCACUUCCAUUGCUGAAGAUCAGUCAGUGGCAUCCGUCACAGCACCUCAGACCGAAGACACUGGAAAAAGUUCCCUAGUCUUGGACACAGUUCAACCGGUUACCCAGACUGAGGCCACCCAAGGAAAAGACUACCUACAUUCAGCUGGAACCGUCUCACCAACAUCCUCCUUGGAGGAAGACAAGUGUUUCAAAUCAUCUCCAUCUGAGGAAUUACCACCACUUCCCUUAGAAGGCAAAACCGAGGGAAUUGAGAUGGCCGCCCAAUACGGUGAUGAAGAGGAGGAUGAAUAUGAGGAUAAAACACCAAAUGUUGACAUUCCACUUGGAAAGUUACAAGAAGCAUAUGCCUCACUUGAUAAACUUGAACACAAGGAGAAAGAAAUGGACAAACCCAAAAGUCCCGUGCCUUUAGUUCCUGAUACUUCAUCCUUUGAAAGAUCCUCACCACCUGAGAUGGAGAAGGUAUCAGUAUCACCUUCUAGGGAAGACUCAUCUUUUGAAGCACAAACAAUACUCUCCUCCCCAUCGCACAGUGUUUCUAAGCUUCCUGUUACUGAAGCUAGUGUUUUUCCAGAUGUGGAAGACCGAUGCAUAAGCCCUGAUGACAGCACUGUAAAAAUGGCUUCUCCUACACAUUCUGGACCACCUAGUGCAUCUCACUCUCCCCUCAGAAUGUCACCUGUGGAAGGGAAGGAUAAAAUUCUCCUUAAAGAGACUCAUCAAGAACCAGGAGUGCCACUUAGCCCCACUGAAAUUAAAUCUGAAAAGGAGAGUGCAAAAACAAAAACUUGGUAUUCUAAAAAAGAAAGUCUACCAGUUCUACCAUUAAAAGAAAUAAGAGAUACAAAAGUAAUGCCUGAUCCAAGUGUUGAGAAGAAGGGCAAAGUUGAAGAGAGCAGCAAGGCUGUAAUUCUUGAGGAUAAAGAUAGCAAGUUAUCUGAUGAUCAUGAUGUUAAAGAAACUUGUGAUUUAAAAUUGUCCACAGAUGAAGAGAAGAAAGAGAAAGAAAAGGAGGGUGAAAGAGAUAAUAAUGCUGAAGGGAUGCAUAAGGAGAAAGACCAAUUAUUAAAGUAUGCAGAGGUUACAGAUAAAGGUGAUAUAAUAUCAGAACCAGAAAAGGCAGCAUUGCCAUCUAAAGAGGAUUUUGAUAAGAAAAUUGCAAAUGAAGAAGAGUUGCAAGAUAAGAGUUUUCCAGCAGUUCUGGAACGUUCCGAGAUAGAAAAACAGGAGAAACAAACAGAAAGGAAAAUUCAGACAGAGAAAGCCAAGAUAUUGUCUAAAUUAGACAAGGAAUCCAAAGAGAAAGAUCUGACUGAUAUAUCUUGUCAGUCCAUUGAAAGCCCAGACAUCAAAGCAGAAACAUCAACAUCUCAUGAAUUAGCCAAAAAAUAUAUGGAGACACAAGACACUGUAGAGACAGAUGUGGCUUUGGAGGAAACUGAUUCAUCCGUCUGUAUAAGCCCAUUUAAGGAAGACACAGAUGGCCUCAAAUCUCAAGUACAACAGUUAAGUAAAAAAACAGAUGUAAUCUUGAAAGAUGAAGAAAAGUUAGAAAGUAAAAGUGAGGCUGGACUGACAUAUGAGAAAAUGAUUCCAGCUGCCAAAGAACAUGAAGACUCUAGAGAUAUAAAUGUAGAGAAAGUAAAAUCUGUGAUGCAAGAGCAAAUUUCCCUCUCAAAACCAGAUGUUCAGUCUACAGAGAUGCACGUAGAAGUGUCCAUUAUGGAGAAGGAUAUGUUUGCUAAAGAUGAUCAAGAAUCUAAAGGGAUGUCAGCGCAAGAGAUGAAAUCUCAUAUAUUAGAAGCAACUCCAGGUGAGACUGAAAUUACUAGUAAACAAGAUGAAGACUUGAAGGAGAAGCUAUUGGAAGAAACUCAAACCAAACAACAUUUAGAAAAAGCAGAUGUAUCAUACAAAGAAGAGCCUCAAAUAACACAUUCCUUAAUUUCACAAUACACAGAUGAAACUAGCCAAGAUAUGGAAACUGUAGAGGAGACUAUAUCCAAAACACAAAUAUCCAUUUCAGACAAAAUGGAUUCCUCACCAAUAUUCGAGCAGGAACCUAAAGAUGAACCACCAGAAUUGAGCCAAGUUCAAGCUUUGCUGUCUGAAUCUGAGAAAUCAGAUUUGUCUUCUAAAGAUGAUCAGGACCAGAAAAACAAGGAGUUAGCGAAGCUAACUAUCAAACUAGAUGAAGAGUCUAUAGAAUAUUAUAAAGAAAAAUUUAUUGAAGAAGCCUCCUCAACUGUGGACAAAACAAAAGACACCAAGUCGAUCUUUGAAACUACAUUUCCAACCAAAUUUUCAGAUGAAGAUGAAAGCACUGAGGAGGAUGAAGGAGAUGCUGUUUGUAUGGGAGGGGCUGGUUCAAGACCAUUAUCAGUGGAAACUUGGAAGUCUGAAGAAUCAAUGGCAAGCAGUUCUGCACAACCACCAGAGACAAGUAUGAAAAAAGAGGAAAUUGUGGCCCAUUUAGAAGAAAAAGAGUUGACUAGAGAUUCCAGUGGAAUAUCACCUGAACCAGAGAAGGAGUGUAAGGUGGAUACCACAUCACUUACAACUUCUACUACAGAUACAAGUACUAAAGCUGUCUCAGAGACUCUAAUUGAGAGUAAACCAACGAGUAUCACACUGCCCAUCUCUGACAGUCAGGCAAGUAAGGAUGACCAACAUGAAACAUUGCUCCCUUCAAAGGAAGCAGCAAAACCUGAGAAGGAGGCUGAGAGGGAAAGAGAGGGAGAACGAGAGGUUGCCUCUCCAGGGCUAGAGUUACAUUCUGAUUUUCAAAAGACUGGCAGUGCAGAUGAGAAAUGUCCUGAAAAGACUGAUAGCGAGAGAAUGAAAUCUGGUGACAAGAUGACUUAUGAAGUGGAAAAAGAAAUAUAUGAAGCCUCUAAAUAUGAGCCUUAUGAAAAGCCCAUUUCAAAAGACACUGAAAGAGAAAGAGAGGAAGAGGACCAGUAUCCUAGUCUGGAUAGAGAUUUAGAUGACAAUAGAAAAACAAGUCAAGACAGUUUGCUUGGAGCUGCUUGUUCAGUAGAGGAACAAAGUGAUGAUGAGCUAGUGUCUUUCAGCAAGGUUGAUUACCAGACUUCACCAAGUAUUCCCAGCAGCCACAGUGCCUACUCAGAGCAAGACAAUAAGGAACGAUACCAAGAGGAAGAACUGGUUAGAGAAGAGAGACCAGAUCUUUUUGUUGACAAUAGUUCUACAUAUGACAGAAAAGCCACUUCGGCAACAGGUUCAAGCUUGUUUGCCUCUAGUGAUUUGCAAGACAAAUCAGAGAAAUUGGAGAGAGAAGAGAAGGAGAAGGAGAAAGAGGACACACAUUCUCCUCUUCAAGGCAAAGAUGAUGGAAGUCAUGUUAAAUUGUCAGAUAAAGAGCCAUGUACAUCUGCUUCCAGCCUUUCAAAACCUGAUACACAAGAGAAAGACCAUAAAACAGAAGAAACAUUGGCAAUGCCUCAUUCAGAGGACCUGGACAUGACUAAAACCCAUGUGCCUGAAGCUUCCCCUCCACAAGGGAUCCUUACAUCAUCACAGGAUAAAAAUCUUCAGAGUCUAACAACUCCAUCAACAUCUGCUUCCGAUGAGAACAAAAUGGAGAGUCCAAUCUCAAGUGAUAGUAACAAAGAUAAAAACAAACUGGAUUCAGCUGAGAGCCAAAGUGACCUGUUUUCUUCUGGUCGAUACUCACCACCUGAAAAGGACAUGCUUGCUGCCAGGUUAUCACCUGAUGAUCCCAGUGCUGCCACUCCUGGUUCUUCUGGGCAGUCCAUGAAAGUCGAUGACAAUGUUCUUGCACUUGAGUGCCCUGGCAAAACUGAUUCUCUUUGCAGCAAGUCAAUGAUUGUGAGUGCAGAGACUGAGGAAUGCUUGGUCAGAAGCCAAAAAAUAUUUGCAGAAGAAGAGGAGGACUAUGAGGAUGAGGAAGAGGAAGAUGCAAGUGACUUGGAUAUUGAAAAGGGUGCCAGAGAGAUGUCUGAGAAAGAGUCCAAGGUAGCAUUUGAUACCAUAACUGCAUCUACACCACUCGAAACAAAACAAGAAGAUACUACUGGUCCCUUAGCAUCUGGAGCAACUGCAGAAGAUCUACAAACAGAAACAACUGGUGAUUCAUCCGCAAAAAAGUCCCCCACAACAGAGCCUUUAACAGUACCUGGAGAGCACAAGGAUGUAAUCAGCAAGGAAGAUGAACAGUCCAAGAAACAAGAUGCUAGUUCAGUCCAAUAUGACACACCCAAACCCAGCGAUGACAAACAUGAAACACAGAAAGGGACAUCUGAUAAAAAGUCUGAAGGGACUGAAUCCCUAGCUGUUGCUCAAGCAGCAAUUAUUCCUAGUGUCCAACUAAGAUCAGAUGGAGACAGUAUAUCAUAUGAGUACUCAUCGUUAAAAGAGGAAGAGUCACCCAUUACAGAUUUACCAUGUUUAAAAAAAGACGAAUACAUGGAAGUCUCAGAACGAAUGACACCUGCUACAACAAUAGCUGAAUCAAUAUCUAGUCUUGCCAGGUUUUCUCCUCUCAGUCCCUUGGAAGAAUCCAAAUCGUUACUUCAAGAUCAAACAUCAUCAGCAGAGGAAAAGUCAGAGGAGGAUAUGUCAAGCAUUAAAUCUGACAGGGAUCAUGUCUCUCAUCCUGAACAUGUAGCAGAGCCACAUUCCUCAAAAUCACCAGAAUCAGCAACUUCUGAGCAUGCAACUCAUCCAAUUGUGGUGGCAUCUGUGACAUCCCUCAAGUUUGACAUUGCACCUUUGGAGAAGGCUGACUCUGCAGACAAACAGUCACAGGAAAAAUCCUCUGAUGAUGAGCCUGAGGACAACAAAAGCAUUUUUGAGGAGGGAACCUUACCAUGCAGAAUUGAAUGUGAAAAAUCUUCAGCUACUGAAAAAUUAAGCACAGCAUCUUUACCAGAGCAACAUGCUGAUGUAAAACCCUCAAAAACAAUAUCAGAUCCAUCUCAUCUGCAAACCAUAGAUGGACCAACAGAAAUGACAAGUUCUCAGAAGGUGCCAGUCACAACAUGCGGGCCUCUUAGUACUAACACACAAAGUGAACAAAGUAUGAAGCAAGAAGAGGCAGAGACGUCUAAGGAAAUUAAAGACUUGCCUGAAAAAGUACAGGAGAGGGUUGAAAUGAAAGAAGCCAAAGUGAGCAAGAUGGAAUAUGAAGAGAAGCAUGAGACAGAUAAGAAAGAGGGAGUAAAACUUAAAACAAGUGAGGAAGAACAGAUACAACCUGAAAAGAUGGUCGAAGUGAGGUCAGAAAAGAUGGGAGAGAGCCUAGAUAAUGGCAAGAAGUCAGAGCAGCAGAGCGACAGUGAAAGGAAAACCGAGCAGUCAGAAACAAAGAAAGACGUAGAACAAAUUGAAAAAAUUGUAGAAAAGGAAUGUAAAGAAAAAAUGGAAGAGAAGAAAGAGCAAACAGAAGAAAAGGUGAUGGAAAAAGACAGCAAAAAAACAGAUACGGUUGAGUCUAGCCAGCAUAGUGCCCUUGCAUCCACUAUGCAGCAUGAGGAUUUUGUAUGUCUGGAGGCUCCACCUGGCUAUGGGGAAGAUGUUUAUGAGGGUAUAAAGCAAGAAAAGGGGGGUGAAAAGGAGGAAGAGAAGUAUGAUUCAAUAGAACGUCCACCCACUCCACUAUCAGGAGCACAGGCUUGUUACCCUGAGGUCUCCAAGACGUCAGAUGAGGGAUUAACUCGACCCUCUGAUCUCGGUAUGGAGGCCAUCUCCUCACAAUCACCUUCGCUCUUCAAACACCGCAAAGGAGAUAUCUCUCCAUCCUUUAUAAAUCCAAGCCCACAGGAACUAUCAAGUGAGGACGGAGAGGAAGAUUCCAGAAGCGAUCAUUCAAAGGAUGAUGAUGGGGAUGAGCGUGAGCAGCAUUCUGUCAAAAGGAGAUCUCACAAGCAGCAGCAUCAUCAUCCCCACAGUCACCAUGAAGUUGGUAAGGAGGGAUCGCACAGCAUUCCGAGUGGUACAGCGACUGGGCACGGCAUUAUGCUAGCAGGGGAGGAAACUCCUCCUACAUCUUUGAGCGAGUCACUCCCAUCUCAGUCUGACUCAGAUGUUCCUCCAGGGACUGAGGAAUGUCCUUCAAUUACAGCAGAAGGGAACCUUGAUUCUGAUGAAGAUGCAGAGCAUCUACCGGUGGACAAAAUGUCUGCAGCUGCCGACAACGGAGGAAGUCAUCAUUCCUCCUCCCCGAGGAGUCACGAUCCCCCUCCCAAACCAAUGAAAGACCCCCUUCCUCACCCACCACAACCUGAUGUGUGCAUGGUGGACCCAGAGGCCCUUCUUAAUGGCCAGACCCACACAGAACGACCAAUGAAGAAGGACCUUAAAACAAAUAGAGGCUUGAGGAAGACACUAGGGAAGUCUGCAUCGCCGGCACGUAAGGUAGAUGCAAAAAGCAGGAGAUCUACUACCCCUGUGAAGCAGACAUCCAAAGACUCCUCACCCCAUGAUCUUAAAAGAAAAGAUUCAGAGAAGACUUUUCAUUGUCCCAAGAUGUCUGAGACACAGGGAUCCAGGGGAGACGUCUACAACCCAGGAAGAGGAUUGGUCAAUGGCGUCAAGAGUAAUGCAGGCUCCAACUUGAAAUCCAGCGCUGGGACUCCACCUGGACCACCCAUCUAUGUCGAUCUAGCUUACAUUCCCAACCACUGCAGUGCUAAAAAUGUCGACCAAGAGUUCUUCAAGCGAGUGCGAGCAGCAUACUAUGUCAUCAGUGGAAAUGACCCAGGCAGUGGUGAACCCAGCCGUGCAGUUCUAGAUGCACUUCUAGAAGGGAAAGCACAAUGGGGCAAUAAUCUCCAGGUCACUUUAAUCCCAACACAUGACACAGAGGUAACUCGGGACUGGUAUCAGCAGACCCAUGAGAAACAGCAGGACCUGAAUAUAAUGGUCUUGGCCAGCAGCAGCACAGUGGUCAUGCAGGAUGAAUCUUUUCCAGCCUGCAAAAUAGAAUUUUGAAUUGGUUUUCUAUUUAGCGCUUUUCGUUCGUUCCUCAU